Molecule: messenger RNA, 538 nt
Organism: Zea mays
Lineage: Eukaryota; Viridiplantae; Streptophyta; Magnoliopsida; Poales; Poaceae
Product: ultraviolet-B-repressible protein
Exons: 1
Coding region: 62-424 (120 amino acids)
Biological process (GO): photosynthesis
Cellular component (GO): membrane; photosystem II
Source: RefSeq, marked provisional
GCCGCUCCUGCCAGUGCCAUCACACGUCCCGAGAGCAGCGCCUGAGCGGAGCCCAGGACCCAUGGCCGUCACCGCCGUCGCGGCGUCUCUGUCCGUGGCGCAGGGUCUCGGGAAGCCUCUCUGCGCCGGCAGGAACGCGACGUCGCGCCGGGCCGUCGCGCUCGCGCCCCGUCGUUCGGCGACCCGGAUGGCCGUCGUCCGGGCGUCGUCCGCGCAUCAGAAGCAGCACCCGGCCAAGGAGUGGGCGGCCGCGGCGGCCGUGGCGGCGGCGCUGGUGCUGCCGGAGGUCGCGGAGGCCGCGCCCGGGAUCUCGCCGUCGCUCAAGAACUUCCUCCUCAGCAUCGUCUCCGGAGGCGUCGUGCUCGUCGCCAUCGUCGGCGCCGUCGUCGCUGUCUCUAACUUCGAUCCCGUCAAGCGGCGCUGAGCUCAAUCAACUACACGUGCACACAUGCAUGCAGCGUUGUAUGUUGCAUUGCAUGCUGUACGCCGCCUGUACCUAUGUACUACUUCCCAAUGUAAACAGCGUUUAAUCUGUGAA